Molecule: messenger RNA, 2100 nt
Organism: Lecanosticta acicola
Lineage: Eukaryota; Fungi; Ascomycota; Dothideomycetes; Mycosphaerellales; Mycosphaerellaceae
Source: the annotation of a GenBank genome assembly
AUGGCCGGUCCGCUGAAAGGUUUCGCACAUCUAGAAAGCUUCUCAGAGCUCCGGCAAUGGUCCGAAGAUGGCGUUCGUCCCCUUCAGAGGGCAAAUACGCCGAUGUUCCCACGACCGAACAGCAAAAAGCAGCCGAGCAAUGCUGGGUCUCACGUGAUGCUAGUUCACGACUAUGCUGGCGGAUACAAUGAUUACGAGGCCUGUCAGGGCGCUCAGGUCCAAGGAGAACUGUACACAUGCGACUAUUUGCAUAACGUCGAAUCUUUUGUCUAUUUCUCCCAUCGGCUGGUCACCAUUCCGCCACCUACAUGGACCAACACAUGUCAUAGAAACGGUGUUAAAGUACUGGGCACUUUCAUCGUCGAACCGGGCACAAGUGAUGUCAGAUGCAUUUUGGAACAGGAUGCAGGAAUCUCUUGGGUCGCAGAGAGACUCGCUCGCAUUGCCAAACAUCACGGCUUCGACGGCUGGCUCAUCAACAUCGAAGCCUCCUUUCCACUUCUAUCCUGGAGCCGUCCAAAGCUCGAACAAUUCCUUGGACAGCUGCGUGAGUCCCUUGGUCGGCAAGGGAAAGUGGUUUGGUAGGUUCCGCAUUUCUAUCAUCUUUUUUCUAUUGCCUCUUUCUUGACUCACUAUCUCAGGUACGAUGCCCUGACUACUCUCAAUCUCGUUUGGUAUCAAAAUACGCUGAACUCACUCAAUCUACCAUUCGCUCUAGCAGCCGGCUCUAUACUGACAAAUUAUGCUUGGAAUCCGGACCUGGCACGAAGAGGAAAGCGGACAGCAGAGCAGAGCGGUCUUGGUGUCGACGCUCUUUAUUUUGGCAUUGACGCAUGGGCGCAAAACGUACAGCAUGACACAAAGCACUCGAGGAAGACGUGGCCAUCACCAGGAGGCGGAGGUACAGGCACCGGAGUAGGAAUGCGAGACCUGCAACAGAUCAAGUCUCACGAUGGCGAUGAUCUAGAGGAAGCGACGCUUGGCACUGGAAUCUUUGCUCCAGGCUGGUCCUUUGAACACUUUCCAGACCACAGAAGGGCGAUUGACGAGGCAAUGUGGUUGGGUCGGCGCCUCCCCGACAAUAUUACAUGCGACUGCGGCCCUGAAGCCUUGCAUGCCAGCGUGGACUACGAGCAUAACGGUAUCGCUGAGUACGCAAAAUCUUGUCCCUCGGGAACGAAAUCAUUCUUCCACACCAACUUCCAACGAGCCAUCUUCAAGAGCCCUGACGGGACUUUGUGCGCACAUCUUGGCUCUCAAUCAAUUCUGCCAAAAGACAGAUCAGUGCACCUGAUCGGAGCGAAUGGCAAUCUAUACGGGUUGCUCAGAACCUCUUUAGCAGACUCGCCUUCCCGAUGCAUACUCUCCAUUGAGAAGAUACCAGAAGUGAAAUGGUUGGAUCCCUGUGCUCGUGCCAGUCUCACCCUCGCGGAUCUCGGCAUCUCACAAAAUAGCAGCUAUCAGCUCACCGUCAAGUAUCGAAAACUGCGGCCGUCGGAAUACAUAGCAAGACUUGUCGUCCGUCGGCAUGGCAUGCAGCAAGCAGAUUUGCGCAUCAACUUGCCUACGACGACCGACAUUACCACGCUUUCCAGGUCCUUCGGGCACGACAAUAGCACCAUUUCCAGUGCUCAGCUUGAGGUUGAUGUCGCGGAUGCGAACACAUUGCAGUCCAAAAAGACGGACAUUGUGGAGAUACACGAGAUCACAAUCCAACCAAAGGAAAGUCUUGGGUUGAAGUGUCAUGUCGACGACAUAAGUCUUGAGAUCUGCGAAGAUGCGACCAACAGAAGUGGAAGGCUGGUAUGGUCAAUCACGAAUUCCGAAACUCGCCAUCACUCCGGAAGCCUUGCAAAUCGCGGGUUGCCCUUCAGCGAGGUGACUGGCCUUUGUAGCCACUUCGAUGUCAAGAUCAACGGCGAAGAGGCUGGGAGAGCGUAUGCUUUGGAAUACAUUCUGAACGAUCACACCUUAUCCAGGCCCGAGAAUGCUGAAGCAAUGAGUGUCGAAAUCACUGCGAUUGGCUUCGACGGUAUUGUUCUUGGUACGAAACAAGCCCUGCUUGCGGAACGCGACGCGUGGGUGGUUGUGUCUAGCUAG